Messenger RNA from Poecilia reticulata (guppy), 2110 nucleotides. The record is from RefSeq and is a predicted model, not a curated record. Lineage: Eukaryota; Metazoa; Chordata; Actinopteri; Cyprinodontiformes; Poeciliidae.
GCAACCGGUUGUCAUAGCGAUAGUUAAGAUGGCAGCGGCUGGAGACCAGCAUGCUGCCUCUGAGGUUUUGAGAGGUAUCAGCCGGCACUUAAACUGCUUGAACGAGGACAACAAGGCGACACGAAAGAGGGCUCUUGAGUCGAUAAGGAAGGAGACUGUGAAUAAAGGACUCCCCAGCGGCGUUUUACAGGAAGUAUUCUCUUCUCUGCUCAAGCCUCUCCUCAAGUGCCUGUCAGACCCAACGGAGAAAUGCAGAGAAACCACCAUUGCGAUCAUAACAGAGUUUAUUCGUUGUGUCCCCAAACCGGAGGAAGCAUUGCCCUAUCUCAUGCCCUGUCUGGGUCAGAGAUUCGGCGACAAAGAAAUCUUGGAGCCGUCGGAAGAGCUUCGGCUGUCGGCUGUGGAGUUGUUGACUCUGUUGGUGGAGGUGUGUGGUCAACAUUUAGCGCCUUAUCUCAACGAAACGAUCAACAUUCUGCAGAGAACCAUCGUUGACCCGUUUCCGGAUGUCAAAAAGGAAAGUUGCAGAUGCACUGUUGACUUUGCAAAGUCUGUGCCAGAACAUUUUCACAUGCAAGCUGAGAGUCUGGUAAAGCCUCUCAUGCAGACCAUAAGUCAUCAGCAUUCACGGGUCAGAGUUUCGGCCAUCGAAGCCACUGGAGCAGUCAUACAGCAUGGCAGCGGAAAAAACGUGGAUGAUGUGGUGUCACACCUCGCACAGAGACUAUUCGACGACUCACCGCAGGUGAGAAAAGCUGUGACUGCAGUUGUUGGUGACUGGCUUUUAAACAUGAGAGAUCGAUAUUCAUAUUUCCACAAACUCAUUCCACUCCUGCUGAGCAGCAUCAGCGAUGAGAUCCCAGAAAUCAGACUGUUAGCAGCUGAUUUGUGGAGACAAGCAGGCCUGCAGUGGGAGAAGGAAAAUGAGGAUGACAUAAAGGACAAAAUGGAUUUYCUUCUCAGCCCACCUCCUCACUAUCCACCUGGAGUGGAGCGUCCAGGACUGGGCUGCAGAGAACUGGUGGUUAGAAACCUAAGCAGACUAGUACCAGCUAUCGGCCACGAUGUGACCGACUGGCUGGUGCCGACCCGGGUCCGGACGUCCCAGCUUCUCUCCGUGCUGCUGCUGCACGCCGAGGACCACACCACGCAGCACCUGCAGCCUCUGCUGGCCUUGCUCUACCGGGCCUGUACUGACACAGAGAGGGACGUGGUGAACAACUGCCUGGCAGCUGCUAAGCUGAUCGGGACUUUUGUCCCCCCACCUGUCUUCCUGAAGCUGAUGCUUGAACAUGUGAUGACUCCGAGCUCUCCCUCCCACCCCUGGACCCCCCUCAUGGUUCUGGCUGCAGUCCUGGGAGGUGGCUCCAAACCGCUUCUAAAACCACAUCUCCAGCAGGUCGUAGACACCCUGGUGCAGCCUGAAAUCUGCCAGGAAUAUCAGCAGGUUACAUACUUGGAGCAGUUGUUGGCAUGUGUGGAUGUGCUGCUGCAUCAGUGUGAGUCUGACUGCAGCUCAACCAGCCUGCAGCUGCUGCAGGUGCUGGUCACCAUCCAGAGCCUCUCCACUGAUCCACAACUCAGUGCAAAAGCCUUGGAGAGCGUAAAUUUUUUGAGUAAGGUUCAGGGCUUGGACCUCUUGGAGCUCUAUAGGCGACAUAUGGGACAGUUGCUGGACUGGUUGUCUGCCUCUGUCAACACCUGGUCCAGCUACUCCCCACAGAGACUCCAGCUGCAUAUUGUCCUCACACAGUCAGGUCCAGUUAUUGGGGAGUUUUUGAGCCAGSUGAUGCCUCUGCUCUAUAACUGCCUCCAGCCAAACAGAGACAUGGAAAUGAGGAUGAGCGUUUUCACGAUGCUCKCCAAGCUGCUGCUGGAUGCAAAAAACACACUGGAUUCCCAGGGGCAUUUCUGCGAYGAGUCGGAGAAGUUCCUGCGGAACGUUCUCCUCUCUAACCUGGUGUGGCACGCGGGCCGCACCGCCGCCGCCGUCAGAACCUCGGCCCUGAGCUGUCUKCUGGCCCUGCUGCACGGAGGGGCUGUUACACCUGGACAGGUGGGCAAACACACAAACACAGAAGAAUCGACAUUAUAACGCCAUGAUUUCAUU